Molecule: messenger RNA, 1634 nt
Organism: Hippocampus comes (tiger tail seahorse)
Lineage: Eukaryota; Metazoa; Chordata; Actinopteri; Syngnathiformes; Syngnathidae
Gene: calm1b
Product: calmodulin 1b
Exons: 6
Coding region: 129-578 (149 amino acids)
Cellular component (GO): myosin II complex
Molecular function (GO): calcium ion binding
Source: RefSeq, a predicted model, not a curated record
GUAAUUCCCCCCCCCCCAUUCUAGCCGCGGCAGUAUACGCGCGUUCUGCCGCCAGUGGAGCUCCAUCUAAGGGACGAGCACAUUCCUAGUCUGCCGCCACACACCGACAAGCACACAAUCCAUCCAACAUGGCCGACCAACUAACAGAGGAGCAGAUUGCAGAGUUCAAGGAGGCCUUCUCCUUAUUCGACAAGGAUGGCGACGGCACCAUCACCACCAAAGAACUUGGCACCGUCAUGAGGUCGCUGGGACAGAACCCCACAGAAGCCGAGCUGCAGGACAUGAUCAAUGAGGUGGACGCCGAUGGUAAUGGAACCAUUGACUUCCCAGAGUUUUUGACCAUGAUGGCAAGGAAAAUGAAGGACACAGACAGCGAGGAGGAGAUCCGCGAGGCUUUCCGGGUAUUUGACAAGGACGGAAACGGCUACAUCAGCGCCGCGGAGCUCCGUCACGUCAUGACGAACCUUGGCGAGAAGCUAACGGACGAGGAGGUGGACGAGAUGAUCAGAGAAGCAGACAUCGACGGAGACGGACAGGUCAACUACGAAGAGUUUGUACAGAUGAUGACCGCAAAGUGAAGCUUGCCCACCCCAUUCUGUCCCCUCUUAGAAGAAAAGAAAAAAGGAAAAAAAAAAACCCAAAUCUUUUGCUUACCUCUUGGAGAAAAAAAAGUUCAUUUAUUCAUACUGUUUCUGUAUAGAAAAUAAUUGAAUGUUGAAAUACAAUAUCCUUCUGUCCACACAGGGAAAAAAAAAAUAGACAAAAAUAUCUGCAUGAUAAAGAUGGUUAGUGAUCCUUCCCCUCCCUUCCCUCCAACCUCCCCCCCUCCCUCUGGAAAUCAAUUUAGCAUCAGUACUGAACAAAUAACAUCCACCCUGUAACGACUACUUUCAGACACAAGCAUAGAAGUUGGUGUCCAGUUCUAUUUGCUUGUGGUAAAUGUCUGGGCUGGUCAUUUCCUCUAUCGCUCUCUUUUUCUGUUCUUUGUGCAUGCAAGCUUGAGACCGGAGCACAUACCCAAUACCCCCAAAUCCCAACCCUCCCCCGGGCUACCAGAGCGUGCUGAUUCCACUAUACGCUAUCCUCUUGAUGGUUUGGUACAGUUUUUUUGUAUUUGGAGAGAGGAACCCUGUCAUGUUAAGAUGAGAGAAUAUUCCAAGUUCUGACUCAUUAAGCAUAAAGUGGAAUGGGACUUAAUUGUAUGCUAGCUAAAAUUGAAAAAAAAAUGUAAAAAAAAGAUUAAAAAAAAAAUUGGCAUGUUCUUUUUAUUUUGUUUAAUGGAUGACCAUCUUAGUAGUUGUGUGUCCUGCCCUUUAAACGAAGGAAGGGGGAGGGGGGACUUCAAGAGUCUUACGGUGAGCUUUCUUUGAUUUUUUUUUCUUUCAUUCUUACGCUAAGAUGGAGUGUCUGUCCUGUUUUCUUUUGCAAGAGAGAAUCACUGGCCUUCACUUUUUUUUUUUCUCUUCUGUUUCUCGACUCGGAAUGAGCGGCGCGCUGCGUUCGCGGCGCGCGCUGUCGAGGGGCACGCCGCCGCUCUUCAUCUGAGUUCAGUUUACAUUCAUUCCAAGUUGUACAUGCUAUAGUUUUUUUUGUUUGUUUUGUUUUUUUUUUUCAAAUAAAAACCAUGAACUUUA